GAUCGUUCCGGGGGAUAAUAAAGGCGCUGGGCCUGGCUGCGCUGAGCGAUCGGGGCCGGGAGACGAAGGCAGGAUGCUGGCGCUCUUCACGAAGCUGCUGGACUGGUUCCGGGCGCUCUUUUGGAAGGAGGAGAUGGAGCUGACCCUGGUGGGGCUGCAGUACUCGGGCAAGACCACCUUCGUCAACGUGAUCGCGUCUGGACAGUUCAAUGAAGAUAUGAUCCCAACAGUGGGCUUCAACAUGAGGAAAAUCACCAAGGGAAAUGUAACUAUAAAGCUCUGGGACAUUGGAGGUCAACCUCGUUUUCGUAGCAUGUGGGAGAGAUAUUGCCGUGGUGUUAGUGCAAUAGUAUAUAUGGUAGAUGCUGCAGAUCAGGAGAAGAUUGAAGCUUCAAAGAAUGAACUGCACAACUUGCUUGAUAAACCACAACUCCAAGGCAUUCCUGUCUUAGUUCUUGGGAACAAGCGAGAUCUGGCUGGUGCCUUGGAUGAGAAAGAGCUCAUUGAAAAAAUGAACUUGUCCGCCAUCCAGGACCGCGAGAUCUGUUGCUAUUCAAUCUCUUGCAAAGAAAAAGACAACAUUGAUAUCACCCUACAGUGGCUUAUUCAGCAUUCAAAGUCCCGGCGAAGCUGAGAGCUCUUUGUCCAAGUUUUGGAUCGGGAAGAUGCGAUUGUAAAAGCCAGGCGCACCUCCUCUUUUCUCU
Molecule: messenger RNA, 704 nt
Organism: Protobothrops mucrosquamatus (brown spotted pit viper)
Lineage: Eukaryota; Metazoa; Chordata; Lepidosauria; Squamata; Viperidae
Gene: ARL8A
Product: ADP ribosylation factor like GTPase 8A
Exons: 7
Coding region: 74-634 (186 amino acids)
Biological process (GO): protein transport; anterograde axonal transport
Cellular component (GO): lysosomal membrane
Molecular function (GO): GTPase activity; GTP binding
Source: RefSeq, a predicted model, not a curated record